Molecule: messenger RNA, 1883 nt
Organism: Cicer arietinum (chickpea)
Lineage: Eukaryota; Viridiplantae; Streptophyta; Magnoliopsida; Fabales; Fabaceae
Product: chaperone protein dnaJ 10
Source: RefSeq, a predicted model, not a curated record
UUUGUUUUCAGGUAAGAAAUGGGGUUACACUUCCACAUACAGUAUCGCUCGGAUGAGGAUCAACCAAAUCACGAGAACUGUUACUUUUUAAUCUAUUAGGGUGAAGGUAAAAAGAAGGACCACCGUGACAUCAUAGAAUUGCGCGGUUGCAGCAGCCCACACCAACCAGAACAGGCGAGACAGUUAUUACGCGUCUCAGCCAUUUGAUUUUUGCUCUGUGAGCCGAGGAUACGUCAUCGACUUGGAAUAAUUCAUAUUUCCCCUGCUAUUUCUUUUUGUAUCACUUUCCGUGUUUUCGUCUUCCUGCUUUCGCAGUUUACUGGAAACCUAAUAAUUAUAGACUUUUGCUAAUCGGAAAGAUCAAUCAACUGCACUUUGAGAUGGUGAAGGAGACCGAAUACUAUGACGUGCUGGGUGUCAGUCCAACGGCAUCCGAAGCUGAGAUUAAGAAAGCUUAUUACAUGAAGGCCCGGCAAGUGCAUCCGGAUAAAAACCCAAAUGACCCUCUUGCUGCACAAAAUUUUCAGGUUUUAGGUGAGGCUUACCAAGUUCUGAGUGACCCAACUCAAAGACACGCUUAUGAUGCACAUGGGAAAUCAGGAAUCUCAACUGAAGCCAUUAUUGACCCUGCAGCAAUCUUUGCAAUGCUUUUUGGUAGUGAGCUUUUUGAGGAAUAUAUAGGCCAGUUAGCCAUGGCAUCAAUGGCAUCAAUGGACAUUUUUACUGAAGGGGAACAAUUUGAUACUAAAAAGUUGCAAGAGAAAAUGCGGGUCGUUCAGAAGGAGAGAGAAGAAAGGCUUGCAGAGAUACUAAAAAGUAGACUCAACCAGUAUGUCCAAGGAAACAAAGAAGACUUUGUUGGUCAUGCAGAGGCUGAAGUAGCCCGGCUGUCAAAUGCAGCUUAUGGGGUUGACAUGUUGAAUACCAUUGGCUACAUAUACGCAAGGCAGGCAGCAAAAGAGCUAGGGAAGAAAGCUAUUUAUUUGGGUGUGCCUUUUAUUGCGGAGUGGUUUAGAAACAAAGGGCACUUCAUCAAAUCCCAAGUAACAGCAGCAACAGGGGCAAUUGCUUUGAUCCAACUGCAGGAGGAUAUGAAAAGGCAACUCAGUUCUGAAGGGAACUACACCGAAGAAGAGCUUGAAGAAUACAUGCAAUCUCACAAGAAAUUAAUGAUUGACUCUCUGUGGAAGCUUAAUGUGGCUGACAUUGAGGCCACUCUUUCUCGUGUGUGUCACAAAUAUUUGUUUUUGCUACUCCAAUGUCAAAUUGUUCUUCAAGACAGCAGCAUCAAGAAAGAAGAGCUACGUGCAAGAGCAAAAGGGUUGAAAACUCUUGGUAAAAUCUUCCAGAGGGUUAAGACAGCCAAUGGGAGUGAGAAUGAAAAUAUACUAAACAAAGCAGUACAUAAAUUGAAUGGAAGUGAAAAUAGCAAUGAUGCUUGUUCUCCUAGUACAUCACCCAAAUCUUCAAGUCCUGAUUCUUCAACUCAUGCUGCAUUUGCAUCGCAGAGUCCCUAUGUGGAAGCCCCGCACUUUGCAGGUAUGCAAUUUGACUACAAUUUCCCUAGGCCAACUGCCCCCCCGGGUGCCCACAGACCUGCACCAACCAGCAAGGAUUGAUGAUGGGGUUUGAUGCCAUGUUCUUUUCUGUACGUAUUGAUCUUGUGUUAUUUUGUUGAAUAUGUAUUUAAAAAUGUGUGCUGAAGACCGCAUCUGGUCUGCCGCAUUGUGCAGUGUGGUUAUUAUGCAUGUUUAAUUUUAAUAAUUCUAUGCAUAGAUGAGGGAUGAUAGUUUGAAGGUAGCAUUGUAACUCGAAUUAUGUAUUUUACUGGGGUGUUUGCACGUAGGUUUAUCUAAUCCCUUUGUGUUUGUUUUUCAGGGAUA